GCAUCUUCGUCGGGAUCAGAAGAAGAGUAUCCCUCCGUCGAUUAAAUUAAUCUCCGAUUUGAUUGAUCCGACAAUAAUCAAUUGCAGUUUAAUAUCAAGGGGGGGAAAUAUUCUUGUGGCAAGAACUAAGAAGCAAUCCCACAUUAAACAUGGUGUACCACUCUAGAAUUGUGGAUUUGAAGGGAGUUAGCAAAGCUUGUGGUUGUCCCCUACUUCCUCUUAAGAACCAAACAAGUAACCAAACAACUGGACAUGGACAUGCUCAUACUCAUGCUCCUCGUCUCUCUGAUCAAGGGGAAGAUAUUGUGGAUGAAGCAAUAAAGUUGUUUAGAGCAAAUGUGUUCUUCAAACACUUUGAUUUGAAAACUCCUGCUGAUAGGAUUCUUGUGUAUUUAACAUUUUAUAUAAAUGUGGCACUGAAGAGGCUGGAAGGUUGCAGAACUUUGACUGAAGGGACAAAAGCCAUUAAGAACUUGAGUUUGGAAGAUGUUUAUGUUCCUGGAGAACCUGCUUUUCCUUUUUCUGGAAUUUUUCCUCUUCCAGGAAGUAAAAAGGAAGCAGAGGUAAUUCGAGAUUAUUUCAAGGUAAUAAGGGAGGAAACAAAUAAAAGAUUGUUAAACGUCGCAUAUAGAGCCAAUGGGACUCCAAACAAAUGGUGGUUAGCAUUCUCCAAACGUAAGUUCAUUAACAAUCUCAUUGUUUAGACUCUUUUAUACUCCAUUUAUCACAUAGUAUUAUUAUUCUAAAUUAUUCCUCAAUUUAUCUAUUCAUAUUACACAUGUUCC
This is a messenger RNA of Lactuca virosa, 785 nucleotides long. The record is from the annotation of a GenBank genome assembly. Lineage: Eukaryota; Viridiplantae; Streptophyta; Magnoliopsida; Asterales; Asteraceae.